AUGAGCGUAAAUGCAGAAAUUCUAGGUUCAGCUGAGAUUAUUAUAAGCCAGCAUCACAAUCAGUCGUCGGCAGAUCAUCUCGAAAGAUUUCAGGGAUUGCUGAGGGAUGAUCUGAAUGGAUUAGUUAAUUUGAGUGCUCAGGAUCAUUCUAGACUCUUGAAAGCUAUAAAUUCGCUCCUUUCGAACAAUGUACAGGGAGACGAGGAGCUCUUGGAUAUUUGCUUGAGCUUUGGAAGCCCCGGAAAUAAAUUCAGCACCCGCAAGAAAGCCUUAAAGGUGCUCAUUCAGCUGUACUCUAAGAAGCCAAAGAAGGAGAUAAGCGCGAGGACAGCCCAGAUCAUAGAAUGUUUAGUCGACAUACCUAAACACGCACCCAGUCUUCUAAGCUUGGCUUUGCAUUCACUUCUAGUCGCAAUCACGAAGCUUACACUCACUCCUCAACAUGUGCAAUCCUUUGUUGAGUUGUUUUUGUCCAACGUCCUUUCGCUGUUACAGAAGGAGGAUAUUUGCGUAAGGAGAUGCCCGUCAAUAUCUUCUAUUCGGUCGGUUGCGUCAGAUAAGAGCGCUGAGAUUAGUCAUAACUGGCGAUCGAAAGACGAUCAUGCUUCUGAUAUUGAGGAUUUUGACUACAACGAUAGAUCUUCAAGAGAUGAAACAUCUGAUGUCAUAUUACAAGCCACAAUGUGCAUUUCACAACUCGCAAAAACACACAUUAAAUUCGUUUUCAAUCACAUCUUCAAGUUAUUUCCAGAUACGGCGCCGCAUCUGGCAUCACCGUUGACUUUGUGGGAUAUACUGCAAAGCGAUAAGGUCAAUAAUAUCGCCAAAGCGGCGACGAUUCAUUGCAUGGAAGAUAUACUGCGUUUAUCACGUCCAUUCUUAAUUCAGUCAGCCGAUAUGAAUCAGAAGUCUAUGAGCUAUACCUCAAUGUCUUACAGAUUGGGUUUUUUACUUUUGGAGUCACACAACCGUGCUGCUGAUUGUCUUCAUGAUGAAACAGACGCUGAUAUACAGUUGGGACUUCUCGACCUUGCUGAUUGUUUGCUGAACGUAACACCCUACGCUAAGAUGACGAGCGAGACACCCAAAAGCCUCUGUAAUCAAGUUAAAACAGUGGUGCUCAGCCUAUACGACUUAGAAGAGAGCAACAAGACAGCAGUUUUGCGCGUGUGUAUGAGUAUGAUUGCCACGAAUACUUUCAAAGAGGACUUGGACAGCCUAAGAGAAAUGAGUUCGUAUUUACUCCGCCAAAUUUAUGACAACGUCCUUUCAUCCCAAAUAAAAUUCAAAACAGCCCAAGUUCUCGCUUCGAUAUGGAUAUCUUUACCGGAUCCUGAACGCAAAGGAAACGUAAAAGCGCUGUUCAGCAAACUCUUCAACGAAGAUAGUAUUGAAGCAAAGAGCAGCUCGUUGUUGCUACUAUCUCUACACCCCGACAUUAUUCUAGAGCAAGAUGAAUCGGUGCUCGAGAAAUCAUAUUUAUUUAGCAGAGGGGAUGUCGCAUUUCAACGCAAUUUUCUCGUGCUAAUGGGUGCUCUAUUUAGUGAACAUUAUCUCAGUUAUAAGACAUUGAACAGCAUGGUUGAUUGGGUGAUAGAAAGUAUCUCAGCGGAUAAUGAGAGCAUUAAGCUAGCAGGGCUGUCUGCGAUUAGAAAGUCUUUUUUCAAUGCUUGUGUGCGCAAUAACGAUGUAUAUUCGCAAAGACUAGAAAAGGCGUGCGUGGUAUGCCUCGGCGAAGCUUUACACGCUGUCAAACAAAAUGCUGGGUUCGCAUUAGCAGAUUACAUGGACGCAUUACAACCAGAUGAAAUGAAUGAAGCACGAUGGCAAAGAUUAUUCGAUAUAACCAGCCGAAUGGACUUAAAAGAUAGAGGCAAGGUUCAAGUACACGUGUGUCGAGCUUACGGAAGUGUACUUGAAAAGAGUCAGGGAUUGCAAGGAAAGAAAGUGAAACAAGCAGAGCAAAUGCUAUUGGUGCUAAAAGAUGAGCUGAGACCUCACCUUAACUACAAGAUCCAAUGGAAUGCAGCCACGGCCAUCGGCAGGGCUUAUACCAACAGACAUGUGUAUGAAAUGUGCUCCAACAUCUCAGAACAAGUCGUAAAAGGGCUUGUAGAGUGCGAGUCCAAGUCAAGAAACGUAAAGGUGUGUCGAGUGAGAUUUGUGUAG
Molecule: messenger RNA, 2169 nt
Organism: Wallemia ichthyophaga EXF-994
Lineage: Eukaryota; Fungi; Basidiomycota; Wallemiomycetes; Wallemiales; Wallemiaceae
Exons: 9
Coding region: 1-2169 (722 amino acids)
Source: RefSeq, a predicted model, not a curated record